Molecule: messenger RNA, 4536 nt
Organism: Fragaria vesca subsp. vesca
Lineage: Eukaryota; Viridiplantae; Streptophyta; Magnoliopsida; Rosales; Rosaceae
Product: histidine kinase 2-like
Exons: 13
Coding region: 483-4172 (1229 amino acids)
Biological process (GO): phosphorelay signal transduction system; phosphorylation
Molecular function (GO): phosphorelay sensor kinase activity
Source: RefSeq, a predicted model, not a curated record
CAACUUUUUUGGUGCAGGGUUUCUCUCUCUCUUAUUUCACUGCGGAUGCUUCUUCUCUCUGACGGAACGCAACUGUAGAAAGAGCCAGAUAUUAGAAGAGACUCCAUUUUUCUUCUUCUUCUUCUUAAUGAUUUCUUCACGGGUUGCCCAAAUUAUUGUUCGUUUCAGCAUUAUUGGUGGGUACCUAUGUUCAGAGUUGUACACAAGAAGAGUCGUGGCUUUGAUGAGUUUGCAGGUUCCACAAAGAAAUGCACUUGGUGUUGAAGUGGGUUAAAAAAAAACAGACAAGGUUUUGAGGGUAAAAAGGUGUUGGACCACUUGGUGGUAUAAUUCAGUUGAAACCUCAAGUGGGUUCCAUUAUAUUUCACUUGUAUGUCUCAAAUCAUUGAUCUUUAUGUGGGUUUGGUGUGCUCCUUCUGGUGAAGAUUUAUCUGGGUUUUUAGAGCUUAGGGGAUCAGUUAGAGUAGUGUGGUUUUAGUAGCAUGAAUCUGCAAUGCAGGGUGUCUGGGUUUAAUGGCAGAUUAUCUGCUAGUUUCAAGUUAAACAAGGCAAUGGAGCCCUUGGAUGGGCCUAAUUGUGUCACAUAUUCAAGAAGAAAGUUUCUUCUACUUCUUGGGAUUUUAGGUUGUAUUACAAUUGUUUGGUUCUUAUUGGGUUCCAAUGAGGGAAUUAUGGGUAUUAAAGAGAAGACUCCAGAGAUGUGUGGAAAGAAAGCUCCAAUCUUGCAGCAGCAUUUCAAUGUCGGCAAGAACCAGCUUCUGGCUUUAGCUUCCUUGUUCUCCGAAUCAGAUCAGAUAGCAUCCCUUGAAUGUACCAAAGAAACAGGACCUGCGAUGCUUUUAACUGAUGGCAUUUCCUGUGCUCUGAAGGCAUUGUGUUCAGAUGAGAGAGAAUUUCAAGAGCAUCAUAAAUGGGUUGCAGAAUAUGUAGAAGCUGAGGACCAAUGCCUGGCGCAAGAUGAAAACAUCCCCAGAAUGCUUGACCUAUCAUUGCUACAAGAAAAUUCAUUGGCACAAAUUCCGCAGUCUACAGUAUCCACUCAUAGGAUUUGUCAAAAGGACGCAUUGGGAUCAGGCGCAAAGGUAGAGUGCGCAAAAGUGGAUUCUCAUAUUGAUUGUGGUUUGAUGAUGGGAUGUUCAUUGGUUUUUGUUGGGAUGAAUUUGUGCUACCAAUUAUGGAGGAACCAGAAGCAGAAGCUGGUUCGUGGGUGUUCCUGCCAGCAGAAAAUGGUUCAAGAACAGUCAUUCGGUAGUAGGAAGCUGCCAGAGAAACAGCAACAAACCCAAAGUCCUCGAAAGGUCGCAUGCACUUGGAGGAAGAAGCUCCUAAUCGUAUUUGUCGUACUUGGAGCUCUUGUGUCAAUUUGGUUAUUUUUCUACUUGAAUGAAAUAGAUUUUUUGUGGAGAGAAGAAACACUUGCCAACAUGUGUGAUGAACGAGCCCGAAUGUUGCAAGAUCAGUUCAAUGUGAGCCUGAAUCAUGUUCAUGCUUUAGCCAUUCUUGUCUCCACGUUUCACCAUGGGAAGCAUCCUUCUGCCAUUGAUCAGAAAACGUUCGGUGAAUACACAGAAAGAACAGCUUUUGAGAGACCACUCACUAGUGGUGUUGCUUAUGCUUUAAAAGUUACUCAUGCUGAGAGGGAACAAUUUGAGAGGGAACAUGGAUGGACAAUAAAGAAAAUGGAAACUGAGGACCAGACUCUUGUCCAAGAUUUUCUUCCGGAAAGCUUGGAUCCUGCUCCUAUUCAAGAUGAAUAUGCACCAGUGAUAUUUUCUCAAGAAACGGUCUCCCAUAUUGUCUCCAUUGACAUGAUGUCGGGAAAGGAUGACCGUGAGAACAUCUUGCGAGCAAGGUCAACAGGAAAGGGAGUACUGACUUCCCCUUUUAAGCUAUUGAAAUCCAAUCACCUGGGUGUUGUUCUCACAUUUGCUGUGUAUAAUAUCGACUUGCCUCCAGAUGCCACAUCAGAAGAACGAAUUCAAGCAACUGUGGGGUAUUUAGGUGCAUCUUACGAUGUUCCAUCUCUUGUGGAGAAGCUCCUGCACCAACUUGCAACAAAGCAAACAAUUGUUGUGAAUGUUUAUGAUGCAACUAACGCGUCUUCUCUGAUCAACAUGUAUGGAACUGAUGUUGUUGAUACUGGGCUGUUGCAUAUUAGCAGCCUUGAUUUCGGUGAUCCACAACGCAAACAUGAAAUGCACUGCAGGUUUAAGCAUAAACCUCCUUUUCCGUGGACGGCAGUAAGUGCAUCAGUAGCAUUUCUUGUCAUUACAUUUCUACUUGGUCAUAUAUUUUAUGCGGCCAUAAGCCAAAUAGCAAAGGUAGAGGCAGACUUUUGUGAGAUGAUGGAACUCAAAGUUCGCGCAGAAGCUGCAGAUGUGGCCAAAUCUCAGUUCCUUGCAACUGUUUCCCAUGAAAUCCGGACACCAAUGAAUGGUGUUUUAGGUAUGCUGCAAAUGCUGAUGGACACAAAUCUUGAUGCAAAUCAACAAGAUUAUGCUGAGACUGCUCUUGCUAGUGGAAGAGAUCUUAUCUCGCUUAUAAAUGAGGUUCUUGAUCAGGCCAAGAUAGAAUCAGGACGGCUGGAACUUGAAACUGUACCUUUUGAUCUACGAUCGGUGCUUGAUAAUGUGCUAUCACUUUUCUCAGGAAAAACGAAUGAAAAAGGGGUUGAGUUGGCUGUUUAUGUCUCCAAUAUGGUUCCAGAAGUUGUCAUUGGAGAUCCAGGACGCCUUAGGCAGAUAAUUACUAACUUGGUUGGGAAUUCUAUUAAGUUCACCCAUGAUAAAGGACAUAUAUUUGUCUCGGUGCAUCUGGCAAAUGAAGUGAGGGGUCCACCUGAUUUUAUGGAUGAAGUUCUAAGACAAGGCUUGAAUUUAGUUGGAGACCUCUCAAACAAAACUUAUAAUACAUUGAGUGGCUUUCCUGUGGUUGAUAGAAGGAAAAGCUGGGAAUGUUUCAAAACUUUAAGCAGCACAACAGUGGAGGAACCUGAUAUGAUAAAAUUACUCGUAACAGUUGAGGAUACUGGUGUAGGUAUUCCAUUAGAAGCACAAAGUCGCAUCUUCACACCUUUUAUGCAGGCUGAUAGUUCCACUUCUAGAACUUAUGGUGGAACUGGAAUUGGAUUGAGCAUUAGCAAACGUCUGGUAGAUCUCAUGUGUGGGGAGAUAGGGUUUGUGAGUGUUCCUGGCGUUGGCAGUACCUUUUCAUUUACUGGGUCAUUUGAGAGAGGAAAAACAAGUUCUCUAGAUACGAAGUGGGCCCAGUAUAAACCAGCUGUGUCAGAAUUUCGAGGAAUGAGAGCACUGGUAAUAGAUAAGAGAAUCACCCGAACUGAAGUCACGAGAUAUCAUAUGCAGAGAUUGAGGAUAACUGCAGAUAUUGCAUCCAGUCUAGAAUCAGCAUGUUCUUAUCUCCUGUCCACAUGUUUGGCCAUGGUUCUUAUUGACAAAGAUGUUUGGGAUAAAGAAACUGGUCUUACAUUCCAUCAGUCAGUUAAAGAGCAUAGGCAAAAUUGCAGCGUGGGGUCUCCCCUGAACUUUCCGAAGAUAUUUCUCUUGGCUACCUCCAUUAGUGCUACUGAACGUAAUGAACUAAAAUCUUCUGGUUUUGUAGAUAAUGUAUUGAUGAAGCCUCUUCGGUUAAGUGUCUUAAUUGCCUGCUUCCAAGAGGCCCUUGUAAGCGAUAAAAAGAGGCUUGUGAACAUAGAAAAACCAACUCUUGGAAAGUUACUACGAGGCAGGAAGAUUUUGGUAGUGGAUGACAAUGCAGUCAACAGAAGAGUGGCAGAAGGUGCUUUAAAGAAAUAUGGAGCAAUUGUCACCUGUGUCGAUAGUGGAAAGACUGCUUUAGACAUGCUUAAGCCACCUCACAACUUUGACGCUUGCUUUAUGGAUCUCCAAAUGCCAGAAAUGGACGGGUUCGAAACAACUCGUCGAAUCCGAUGUAUGGAGGAUGAAGUAAAGGAGAAAAUUGCAUCUGGGGAAGCACCAAUCAAGAUGUUUGGCAAUGUGGAAGAUUGGCACACACCAAUAUUAGCCAUGACGGCUGAUGUGGUUCAGGCUUCAAUUGAAGAGUGCAAGAAGCGUGGGAUGGAUGAAUACGUGUCAAAGCCAUUUGAAGAAGAACAAUUAUAUGCAGCAGUAACAAAAUUCUUUGAGUCUGGUUAAUAGAGAGGACUAUGAAAUGUGGUUUUACCAGCAGUCUAGCCCAUUGAUCUGUAUAUAAUUGAUGAUCACGUACAAGAGCAACUAGGUAGAAGAUUAAGUUGGGUCCGUCACUUCUAAUAUAAUAGGCCUGAGAGUGAGACCUCAUAUGAGGUGAAGCAAGGGUGCUUCUUCUCUAGUCACCCAUAUAGGUAUAUGUACUUAUGUAGGUAGAUCGUGGAUGACUUCCACAGUUCCAUGUCUUGAAUCAAUUAGUUCAUGGGAAAGCUGAUUGAAGCAACACCAUUGACAUUAACAUCAAAAUUUGAGGCAAAUCAUCCCAUUGAUAAUGCAGGAUGUCAUAAUUGAAAUCCUAAGCUCUUGAAGU